Messenger RNA from Hyphopichia burtonii NRRL Y-1933, 1382 nucleotides. RefSeq lists its product as uncharacterized. NCBI's taxonomy places the organism in Eukaryota, Fungi, Ascomycota, Pichiomycetes, Serinales, Debaryomycetaceae. Bases 149 to 1372 code for a protein of 407 amino acids. The record is from RefSeq and is a predicted model, not a curated record. The transcript has a single exon.
UACGGAUGCAGUAAUUCUUUUUUUUUUUUGUUUUGUUAGAGGCUAUUUUUGCUGUAUUUUUAGCGAGAUGGUCAGCUCGGGGCCCUUUAGAAGUAUAUAAAGAUUGGAAAUUCUUGAGUUUGGUGUGUGAAGCGUUGGUUCUUCAAGUAUGAUAGCGUCAGUGAUUCUUCGAGUUCUUCCGUUUGCAACAUUCUGGUUCCCAUUGUUGCUCAGUGUGAAGCUGAUAUCGGAUCUUAAGAAUACCCCAAAGUAUGGGGAAAAUGGUAUAUUUUUGUUAAAUUAUUGGUUAUGUUAUGUUGUUUGUGACCGGAUUACUGGGUGGGUGGUUGAAAUGGACUGGAAAGUGAUGUUGGCGAGCGAAUUGUUCAAGAGUUGGUUAUUCUACAACCAUGGUUGCUUAAUGAUUAAUUACUAUUUUAUUGAUGGGUUAUUUAGAAAUGUUUUCAUUCAGAGAAACUCCGAUUAUACUACAUUACAGGUUUUUGAAACCAAGUUGAUCGACCCUUUGGUUGAUAAGUUCAUAUUGAAUAAUUACUUAUUACAGUUUUUUUUCAGAUUUUUCAAUAAUAUAAGGUCUCCAUGGUUAUCGUCAAUGGUUGGGUUGAAUAAGGAAUUGAAAGCUAAAUACUUGGAUGGACAGCAAACUGUGUUGGAUAUUUCAAUAAACUACCUUUGUUUCAUCGAUAAUGAAGAGUCUUUGGAUAGAAGCUAUCAGAAUUCGUUAUAUUUUAUGAAAUCGGUGGGCUCGUUAUUAUUUGUUAGUAAAGGAUCGAUUGACGUUGUGCAAGAGAGGCCUAUUACCCCAUCUCCCACUGUUUCGCCUCCUCGCUCCACUCCUUCGAGCCCCCGUUCGAAUCCUUCGAGUCCUCCGCUGUCAAUUUCUUCCCCUAAACAAUCUGCUCGUCUGCCUCGUUCGGUUUCUUCUUCUGAAAGUUCUCCCCGUCGUUCCACUCCAUACCCCAUAAAAAAUGAUUAUCUUGAUACUUUACAACCAAUCCAUGCCGCUAUUGAUGAGUCUAGGACGGGUUACGUUCCUGAAAUGAAAACCAAUCCUCGUAGUCGAUCUUCCUCGAUGUCGGAAAAAUUGAGUGAUUCAAUACGAAGUAAAAUCAUCGUUGAUGAUUUGAAAUAUAAUAAGUCUACCGAUUUGGCUCGUAAUCGAUCAAUAUCUGAUAAAAACGAUUUGAAUCGCAAUCGGUCAUUAUCGAAAAAAUUAGAUCUUGGUCGUAAUAAACCAAUUAAUAACCCAAAUGUUCCUUUGGUUUAUAAAAGUGAUCAAUCAGUUCCACCCAAAUUGGUAACGCAAGAAAGUUCUACGUUAUUGGCUCCAGAAUUAGAAUACCAUAUAGUGCUGCAAACUAGAAAGUUAUGAUACAAAUGUU